Molecule: messenger RNA, 1580 nt
Organism: Rhinolophus ferrumequinum (greater horseshoe bat)
Lineage: Eukaryota; Metazoa; Chordata; Mammalia; Chiroptera; Rhinolophidae
Gene: RALY
Product: RALY heterogeneous nuclear ribonucleoprotein
Exons: 10
Coding region: 351-1226 (291 amino acids)
Cellular component (GO): nucleus
Molecular function (GO): RNA binding
Source: RefSeq, a predicted model, not a curated record
CGGCCGAGGGAAGGACUCGCAGCUGCGGGGCUCGCGCCGCUGUCAGUGCGGCUGGGCGCGGAGCGGCGCGGGCGUAGGGCAGUUAGAGCUGAGAGAAGCUGAGGGGGCGGUAGUGGCGGCGGGGGCGACUCCCACGCGGGUGUGCUCAGCUCCUCACGCCGCGGCCGGGUCCGCUUUCUGCCUUCCUCCUUCCCUCCCGCCCCCGAGUGCGGUGGCACCGCCUUCUUCCGUGCCGCGCGGCUUCCUCCAGACCUCUCCGCGCGGGUGAGCCCUGUUCCCAGAGGCAGCUGGUGCUGACCCUGUAACUCUAAAGAGGAAAUCGCUGACUGAGCUCAACCUUGGUGGCGACCAUGUCCUUGAAGAUUCAGACAAGCAACGUAACCAACAAGAAUGACCCCAAGUCCAUCAACUCUCGGGUCUUCAUCGGAAACCUCAACACAGCUGUGGUGAAGAAGUCAGAUGUGGAGACCAUCUUCUCCAAGUACGGCCGUGUGGCCGGCUGUUCUGUGCACAAGGGCUAUGCCUUUGUCCAGUAUGCCAACGAGCGCCAUGCCCGGGCAGCUGUGCUGGGAGAGAAUGGGCGGGUGCUGGCCGGGCAGACCCUGGACAUCAACAUGGCUGGUGAGCCCAAGCCCAACAGACCCAAGGGACUAAAGAGAGCAGCCUCUGCCAUUUACAGUGGCUACAGCUUUGGCUAUGAUUACUACCGGGACGACUUCUACGACAGGCUCUUCGACUAUCGGGGCCGCCUGUCACCUGUACCAGUGCCCAGGGCUGUCCCGGUGAAGCGACCCCGUGUCACAGUCCCUUUGGUCCGGCGUGUCAAAACCACCAUACCUGUCAAGCUCUUUGCCCGCUCCACAGCCAUCACCACCAGCUCAGCCAAGAUCAAGUUAAAGAGCAGUGAGCUGCAGACCAUCAAGACAGAGCUGACGCAGAUCAAGUCCAACAUCGACGCCCUGCUGGGCCGCUUGGAACAGAUUGCUGAGGAGCAGAAGGCCAACCCAGAUGGCAAGAAGAAGGGUGACAGUGGCAGCGGCAGCGGCAGUAGUGGUGGCAGUAGCCGGCCACCAGCCCCCCAAGAGGACACAGCUUCUGAGGCAGGCACGCCCCAGGGAGAAGCACAGGCUCGAGAUGACGGCGAUGAGGAGGGACUGCUGACACACAGUGAAGAAGAGCUGGAGCACAGCCAAGACACAGAUGCGGAGGAUGGGGCCUUGCAGUAAGCAGCCUGACAGGAGUGAUGGCCAUCGGCGGGAUAAGGACGUGCACUGUACCAGCCCUCAAGCUGGGCACCUACCCCUGGACGCCACCCCAGCAGGUCCCAGAGGAGAACUGGCAGCAGGCACGUCAUCCCCCACGCAUCCCAGCCAGUGCCACAUCCUCUGCAGGUGGAGUUAUCGACCUCCCCUCCCCAUGUACCUUCCCUGCUGGCACUGCCCAGGCCAGAGGGCAGAGCACAGAGGUUUCCCCACACUGCCUCCCCUCCCCAGGACAUUCCCAAGCUUGGGGUUUUUCUAUAGGUUUGGAGGGGGGAGGUCACAGGGAGGGGACCCUGACAAUAAAGAGAUUGGAUCCCA